Molecule: messenger RNA, 4128 nt
Organism: Cladocopium goreaui
Lineage: Eukaryota; Dinophyceae; Suessiales; Symbiodiniaceae
Source: the annotation of a GenBank genome assembly
AUGCCGCAGAGCAAGGAUGACAAAAAAGCCUUGCUAAACUAUGUUCACCAUUUGCUUGCCGACCCAAUACAGGGACAUGCGUUGAUUGCUCGAGCUCAGAAGGAGAAGCCUGGGAGACCAAUGACGGGUCGAGCUCGCCAAGCUAGCCGUGUCGGCGAAGCGUUGACAAGGCAACAAAAAGAUUUUGUGAAAGCGGUGGUGCUCAAAGAAAAAUGGUCCAAACUUUCGAGGAAAGAGCAAGAGCAUUUCUACAAAGCUGAUGACACUGAUCAUGCCAUCAACACUGAGAUUGGUGGCUGCAUUGCAGAUGCGGCAUCCUCUAGUGUAGCCCCCUGUGCAGCCCAGGUUCCGGAGAUCCCUUGUUUGAAAGCCAGUGCUGCGAUAGAGGUGCGUCGCAAAUGUAAACGCAAGCAUUGCCAAAAGACGAAAAGGAAAAGGUCGGACUUUACACGGAAUGGCUGCAAGACGUUUCGGGUUUCUUUGAGAAAGUUGCUAGACAAAAUUCCUUCAGAGCAAUCGGCUCUGAAGUGUAUCAGGCCUGUUCUGAAUGAUCUAGAAACUAAGUGGCCAGGCUUCCUGUCGCAGUUGUUUCCACAGCGUGAGAACAAGAUUGAAGACGCAUCUUUGUGCAAAAUGCUUGUGUCUGGCCUUGCGGAAGCACCUGGCUUCGCAACGCCCCAGUGCUCUCUUGCUUUGCAGCCAGUGCGGGACUAUGUGGAUGCUUUGGUGCGAAAGGUGUGCAAGGAGCAGCAAACCUGUCGGGAGCAUGGCUAUAUCAUGGGCCGGUCUCGCUGGAGCAGAGCGGCAGCCUUCGAAACAAAUUGGCGACAGCCAGCGGGUCGCAAGAGCAAAAUCCAUGAUGCCAACCUCAUUGAAUUGGUGAGGGCCCAGCUUUCGAAGAAUUCUGCGGCUUCUUCCAACCUUUGUAUCCAAACCGGCACCAAGGAUCUGAUUGUCUCUCAUACCUUGCACAAGCAGAAGGCAUGGAUCUUUGCUGACAGUGAAGAGAUCCAAGAGCAGAUGAGCGCUUCAACUAUGAGGCGGAUUGUCAAGGCGCAUUUGAACGAAUUCAAAGAGCCACAAUGCAAGAGCGACUAUUGUCAGUACUGCUACGAUUUGGACGCAAAGGUGAUUCCCAAAAUGGUGCGGCUCAUGAACAAAGGAAAGGCAAAGCUGUCUGAGUUGAUGCCUUGCUAUUUCGCUGCGCAGCCUGGCAGUGGCUUCAAUCAAGGACAACGGGUGGACUUGCGCAGCUUGGAGGCUGACUUAGAGUUCAAUCUCAAAAAGGUGCAGAAGCUACUGAACAGCUACCUGUUCCACAGAGCAGCCAAUUUUCACCAGCAACCAGCGCUGGACGCACUGGUCGUUGCGCCGCCAUUGGGACAUUGUGUGCUGAUGGUUGACUUCAAGGAGUUGCUCACCUUACCCAUUGGUAAUGUCCAGACAUCAGAAAUGUUUUAUGCCACAGGGAGAUUUGAGGUAUGCACAUUCGGUGGAGUGCUUGUGGAACACCUACCUGGCUCUACAGCUGCCGCUCCUCGCGUGGAAACAUCUCACAUUCUGCUGUUCAGCAGCGUUCUCGAUCACACUGCUUUGAGAGCAAAUCAGCUGAUUGAUGUAUGCCUGGGCUUGCGCAAAGGCCAUUUGCCGCUUGAAGGCUUACACAUCGUAGCAGAUGCUGGGAUGCAUUUCCGAAGCUACGAGUCCCUGUACCAUCACAUGGUCACCCUGCCUGCGAAGCACCGCGUCCCUUGCUGGUGUCAUUGGGGAGUUGAGAAACAUUUCAAGUCUGCCUGCGACAGAAUGUUUGGAUGGCUAAAUAGCUGGAUCACACGUGCCAAACUCAAUGGUGCCAACAUUAAGACAUUGGAUGAACUUGUGUCGCUGGUCCAAUCGGAAUCAAGCAAGCAACGUUCUUCCGAUCCGGCUUCCCACAUCCAUGUCCUUCGUGAUGAAUCUGCAAAACCUCCUGCAGGAAAGCGUUUGUUGGCAACCGAUCUACAUAUAACAAGGACGUACUGCAUCGGUGCUACGCCAGCUGAUCAGAAAAUCUACCGGUACGGAGUCAAGGUCCGAAACUUCGUUUUCAGCACACAAACAGUAGGGACUGAUUUGACUUCUUGCUUAUACGAUGAGGACACAGAAAGCAGUGGCGAUUACAGGCGCGGCUACUACGGAGCAGGAGAAGCCGCAUGGAAUACCAAUCCAAAGACCUUGGCCCGCAACGAAGAAACAACGCUUACAAAGCGACAGCAAGCACAGCAACACAUUCUUGAUCGAAACGUGAUGUACUUCCGUCACAGAGCGCCACUGACGGAAGCGCAGCUGCAGCGAAAGCGUGCGGACUUCGAGGCAAAGCGCCAACGAAGGAAAGAGCGUCUCGCUGAGAGCAGCAAUAGCUCAUCUUCGAGCAGUGAGGAGGAUUCGAACGCUGCAGACAUCUCUGACUCCGCGAAACAACCAGUUCCGGCGACAUCCACGAGUGGUGUCUACCUGUCCAACAAGGCAUCCAUGGCUUUCAAGUGGACCGCAGUUCCCACCAGCCUUCGAAGGAUCAAGCGGAAGCUGCGUGAACCAUUCGAAGGAAAGGAGAAUCCAUUUGGGCAUUUGGGUUCAGUGGACGACGUUGCUGCCUGGUUGAAGACCUUUAUUGAAAACGACAAACCCUUUGGUGACCUUGGCAACAAGGAUGUGCUGGUCCCAUGGCCAGAACAAGACGACGACCAGCUGGGACAUGGUGGAUGGGUGGCCUACAGCAGGCGACAGCUGUGCCACAUCACGGCGAAGAGCUUCUUUGGUGCAGAGACACCAGGCUACAACAGCGGGCUCCGUCGUCUCAUGAAGAUGUGCCCCAGAAAGGGUGACUUCCGAAAAGCUUUUGCAAGCCUGUUGGCGGCCUGUUCUGCUGAUCCAACACUCGCCAAUGGUGGACAAGGUCCAAUCUUGUUGACUGCGAAGGCAAAUGUGGCCCCCUCUGUUCAGGAGGUCAAAGACAAGGCUACAGCCGAAUCAGUCCAAAUGUCAAGUGCUGGACUGCGUGUCUGCGAUUAUGACACGGGAGCAGGCCCCUUGGAGAACGUCGAUCCGGUUCCAGCAGAAGGCUGCCAGCCUCGACCCUAUGAUGCUCCAGGGGUCGACUUUAUGAUUGGUGGCUUGAAAGGACAAGCGACACAGGACAUUUCAGCAUCCUGGUUUGGUGGUUAUUUGUUUGAUGCGGGUGCCUGUGGCCUUGGGGGUGGUCAGGAUGAGCGCUUAUCCGUAUACUUUCCAGAGGUCACUGUUUUGGCCUAUUUCUUGUCACAAAGUCAUACCUUUCCACAACUCCGCCAGCCAGCGUGGUUCCUGGGAGCCAGAAAUUUCUUCAAAACUUUGGAUGGCACCGCACGCUUUGACUCGUCCAUGGAACUGGUCGAUGUACCGCUGGACAAUGAUCUGGUUGAAGUGCCACUGGCAGGUGCCACUUACAAGAUCAGCUCUUCGAGGCCAUUUGUUGUCUUCAUGAGUGAGAGCCAAGCCUUCUUCGAGGAGAGCAUGGUGAAUCUACACCUGGCCAGGAGGAAUCGAUUGCCAGCACAAAGAGACAUGGGUACGGGAAAGUGGUCCUUUGAAAAACAGGUGCGAGCCUGGUACCGCUCUAUGGCCCUGACCUCUUACGAUGAGGAUGUGCAACCAGCGCUGACAAGUCUGGUCUCGUCGCUUGGAGCUGGACCAUGGUUGGCCGGACUGUGGUGGGGAGACUCCCAACUGGGCUUUCUUGCAGUGUGGCUCGGGCAGGCUUUGGCUGCUACCACCUGGAAUGCUCCUCUGCCUUUGGACUACUAUAUCUACUCAGAUUUCACAGAAAACCCUGGCAAUCAAUGCUAUGUUCUUCCUGGAGCUGCUUGUGAAGAAUGCAUCCGACGUUGUGCAGACCCUGACCCACCAAAGAGUGCGUAUUGGAUGCCGGACAAUGCCUAUUUCCAGUGGCGUCCUUGCGUCCCAGACAAAAGCGUUUGUGGAGCCAAGGGCAUCUCAGACAUCGUGGCAGCUUAUGGGUCCGGGAGCGUCAUGGACUUGUGGCAAGCCAUCGAGAGCAAAGUGAAAGAUGGCCCUAUCUCUUCCAACGUUUUUGACAUCCUGCUGAGCUGA